Messenger RNA from Aureobasidium pullulans EXF-150, 738 nucleotides. RefSeq lists its product as uncharacterized. Lineage: Eukaryota; Fungi; Ascomycota; Dothideomycetes; Dothideales; Saccotheciaceae. Bases 1 to 738 code for a protein of 245 amino acids. The transcript is spliced from 4 exons. The record is from RefSeq and is a predicted model, not a curated record.
AUGGUGACAAGUAAGAUGCCUGUGUGUACCCCAAGCCGAAUCAAGUCAAUUAAUCUCGACGUGUCUAGCAGAGCCGGUUCCAACCAAUCCAUCAACAACGCCAUCGUGCGUGAGAAUGAAGACCUGGCUCCGAAUUUCGACUCCGCCCUCGAUGCAACCCCUGACGAGUCGGAUGCAGUGAUGGUUCUAUUUCGCCAGCGCUUCCCGGACUUUCCUAUGGAUCGCACCUUCACACCGGAGCAGAAAACAUACUUUGGAAAUUACCUGGCUGCCAAUCACAUCCCCACAGCCAGACAGUAUGCUGUAAACGCAGCCUGGCAGCAGCUCAAAACCCAGAGUGAUUUGCAGGGAGGUAUAAUGUUUGAGCAGCAACGUCAGCAGCAGGCAGCCCAGGCUCAGCGAGAUGCCGAAGAAAAGGUCCGAAUGCAUGCACAGAGACAUCCCGAGUUGAACGUUCGUGUGAUAGACCUGGCUCAUCAGCGCGAUACGCUCCAAAAGACCUGGGCGCAACAUCAGUAUCGCGCACAACGCGUCGAGGCGCUAGACGAGUUGCAUCGCCUAGUCUUUGAGCAUUCGACCGUCGAGAGACAGCUCCAUCAGCAGGCACAGAUGCAAGUCCAGGCGCAGGAAGAAGUGCGCCGUCAGGUGGAGGCUCAGAUGCAAUCUCGCAAGGCACAAGCUCGAUUGGAGGCGCAAUUGCAGGCUGCUCAGCCCCAGCAGGCCUCAGAAGUCAGCUAA